Molecule: messenger RNA, 1467 nt
Organism: Sclerotinia borealis F-4128
Lineage: Eukaryota; Fungi; Ascomycota; Leotiomycetes; Helotiales; Sclerotiniaceae
Source: the annotation of a GenBank genome assembly
AUGUCUCGCGAAGAACAUCCCACACUCCGCAAGGUAUUUAACACAACCUUCGCACUUUCACAAGCAAUCACCAAAAAUAUGUCAUCAUCAGAACCUCUCCCCAGCUGCUCAAAUACAUCUUCAGUUCCAGCGGUAGUUGCAGUUCCAACAACAGGUCCAGCAACAAAGCUCCUCUCCAAACUCUUCAAAGAAAUGGAUGAACAAAGAACCUCGCAACCUAUCGAUUCUUCCUACAUCCUUCUUCCCAAUCCGCAUCGUUCCCAAACGGAAUCUCGAGCUAGAGCCAGAAUCCCCACAUCACCAGUCUCGGUGAAUUCUCCCAAUACCUCACAUCAAUCGCCUACGUCUUCAACGUGCCUUGCUCAUACAUCGGGGUUUUCACCUACAUUUCAAUAUUCACGUGAGCAUGCCGAUUCUAUCGAAAAUUUGGAGGAACUGGCCUCUAGGUUUAAGGAAAUUCAAACCACGAAUAGGAAAUUCAUCACUUCGGAUCCAAAGGUUAUCUCCAAUUCUCUUCCGAAUCCUAGGCUGAGAUCAUUCUCUAACUUCAGUGCUUCCUUGGGAGGUUUAUAUGAGGAAGAGUUUGAAGAUGCGUUGAAUAGGAAAAAGAAAAAGUUUGAUGAAAACUUUGGGAUGAUGGGUAGGGAUAUGAGACAGAUGAUUCCCAAGUUGGUUUCUGUUCCUGGUGCCGGUGGUAGAAAAGUGGAUAGGAAGGGCAAAGGGAAGGCCACAUCGGAUAACGAUCAAGAGGAAGAAGAUGCGAUCGAAAUUCUUCAAGAAUUAUUUGCGGAGUUGGAGGAUAAAGAGAGAGAUGCUAGUGAGGAUGUGUGGAAGAGUGCUCAGGAGUUUAUUGGUGAUGAUGAGAAGGAUAUUACUGAGAAGACAAACGAGUGCAAGGGAAAGGCCAAGGAAAAUGUCGAGGAAAGCGAUGUCAUUAUGAGCGUUCAAGACGAAAAGAUGGAAGCCAAAGAUACGGGCCUUGGUCUAAUAAUGUCUCAGGAAAUCAGCAUCUGCGACCAAGAAACGGAGGACAAUGGUGAUGAGCAUCGAGGUGAUCAGAUUAUUGAUGAGAACGAGGAGCACAACGCACAACUACUGGUACAACCGAAAUCCGAGAGCGGAUUCGAGGUCACGAAAUUCGAAGGAUUCGGCCAACAAGGCGAGGAAAACUGGACAAAAUCUGAGCACGACGUUCAAAAAAGCCGGAGUGAUACGAAAAUACAGAAGAACGACGACACGGCACAGAAAGUUGAUGCGAAGGUCGAAGACAAAAUACCCGCUCACUGCUCCCCUCCAACUAGCAAAGCUCCUUCCAUUGCCCCAUCCAGUUCCGGUUCUAGUACCAAUACUAGUACAGAUGAUGAUGAUAUGCAAAAAGAGGUUCCAGAAGUAGAGCUGGCGGCUUGGGCUACUGGGGUUAUGGUUACGGGGUUGUGGAUGAUUGAGAGGAAGACGAGACCUUCUUAG